AUGGAGUCAGACUACCUUCGGCCCCCUGAGCCCAUUCGCAUCAAGCGAAAGCCGGUAUCCAACCCAGAUCUGCGGGUUGCUCCCGAUCCUACGGGGCGGACCGCUCAUGCGGCAAGCACCCCAGCUCUUGUCCCAACCCCAUUGUCGCAGCCCCCUCCUACAUCGACUUCGGGCGCGGCAGCGGCGACUCCCCCGCCACCCACCCCGGCCCAAAAGGCAUACGGGGAAGCCCGACACUUCCUCGGCGGUUUGAUCAACCACCCCACGGAGUCAAACCGCCAUGUGACCAUUUUGCGACAUUCCCACGGUCUUGUGUUUUAUUGCGGGAAUUCUACGUCGGUUGAGGUCUCGAUCUUCGCAGAUGCGCCGUUGCCAUCCGAUCGCACUCUGUGGUUGCAGAGCAAAGGCUGGACUGGCAAGACGGGCAUGCGCGCCAAAGCUCUGCUCCGUCUUCGUGAUAACUGGUUGGAGGUCACUCCAGCCAUGCCGUUGCGGGCCGAACAAGUCAAUCCAGACGAUGAGCGAGCUUGGCAGCGUGACAUUAAGAAAUUCCGGAAGAAGGCUCCGGUGCGUCCGCGCAAUAGGCACCAACUUAGGGAGACCGCCGUCGUCCGCAUCCCUGCUGAUGCUGGCGAUGGAUAUUUCCAGCUUGUGUUGUGCCAGGGGGCAAAGAAGAAGGUCCUUGGCAACAGUCCCGUGUUCCGCGUGCUUUCGACUUCAACCAGCCCCAGUUCCAUCCGCGGCGCCAGUUUAAGCACGCUCCCUUUGGAAGUCGGGGCCAUGGUGGUGAGUCUGUAUGUGCAGACCGCCGCCCGAACGGCGAUGACCCCUGCGGCGUCAGCCAUCAAAACCCGAGUGGAUCGAUAUCGGCCGCCCUGGUUGGACCAAACAGCUGCACACAAGGCCUAUUCGGCGAGCGGGGCCCAAGAUCGUGUGAAUGGAAUUGUGAAUUUCUACCGUGGGACAGAUGGAAGAGCCCACAGCCAAGCUACAUCGUCUGAACUUGUGCCAAAUGAUACGGUUGUUCUUGAUGACGGGCCCCAACCACCAUUUCCCAUGAACUUCAAAGCUCGCGGGCAACUUGAUCACGUUGGGUCACCUGCCAGUCCAUGUGAUACUCCAAGAAUCACCUUGUCCAAAAUGCCCGACUGGGUGACAGAGCACUUACGAGGCUAUUUCUUUGGUUGGGCCCGAUUCCAUUUUAACUCCAGCAAAGAGGCACCAGAAAGUCCUUGGUGCCCGAGUGUGUUGUCCGUGCGGACACUGGAUCCUUUACAAGCCACGAGGGUCAAUCUCGCCGAAGUUUCCAAACGCGUGGUCACCCUUCGUCUUCUAGACGAAGUGCCUCUGCAAACAAGCAAGGUCGAGGUCCGGGUCAUGGGCUUUCUUCGCUCCGACAUCCCACCCCCUACUGGCAGCACCAGCGAAGAGCUUGCCGAAGCCCACGCAGCAGCAGCAGAAGCCGCCAUACUUGCUGAUGCCUACGAUGCCUCGGUAGUGCAAAAUACUUUGGGUCAUGUGGCCUGGGCCGCAGAUGAACUCAGCCCAGCCGAGCUGCAGCGACAAAACUCUGGCUGGAUAGACCGUACCCGUGAAGGAUAUGCGAAUCUUCGAAUGCGCGGGCAGAAAUUGGUGGAGCAGGUGCCUCUUUAUCGACUGGGGGUUCGCUCCGCGACAGAUCAAAUUCGAGAGCAACAGGUGGCCCUGAAUGGGUUUUAUAUCGUGCGAUAA
Messenger RNA from Penicillium alfredii, 1731 nucleotides. RefSeq lists its product as uncharacterized. The transcript is spliced from 2 exons. The record is from RefSeq and is a predicted model, not a curated record. The coding region runs from base 1 to 1731 and encodes 576 amino acids. Lineage: Eukaryota; Fungi; Ascomycota; Eurotiomycetes; Eurotiales; Aspergillaceae.